This is a messenger RNA of Ruditapes philippinarum (Manila clam), 4274 nucleotides long. RefSeq lists its product as uncharacterized. Gene Ontology annotation, molecular function: protein binding. The transcript has 4 exons. Bases 2110 to 3099 code for a protein of 329 amino acids. NCBI's taxonomy places the organism in Eukaryota, Metazoa, Mollusca, Bivalvia, Venerida, Veneridae. Gene Ontology annotation, biological process: regulation of apoptotic process. The record is from RefSeq and is a predicted model, not a curated record.
GGACAAGCCAAAAGCCGAUGGGAUACUAUAGCCCCGAUGAAUUUCAGAAGCAAACGUGAAAAUUCGGAGUUAAUAAAGAAAAACAGGUCAUUGAUGCAGUCUACAGGAAAGUUUACCAGUUUUCUCUCUAACACCUGUCAACGAUAAGAUUUAAUACAAAUUAACGGAUCAAUUAAUCGGCCUAAAACAUUUGAUGUUUGCUUUAAAAAAUAAUUAUAUAUAAAUAAUUAAUGUGGACUGUAAAUCUGUAGCUGCGUACUUGUAGAUAAAACAUUUAUCUGUUAUACAUGUACGUAGUAGAUGCUGUUUUUUCUAAACUUAUUAGGUCAAAUUUAAUAAAUUUUGGUAUCUAAUCAAUAUAUUACAAUAUAUUCAAUUGUUAUACAUGUACUUAAAUAGUACUAUAGUCAUUAUGUAUGUAUUGAGAUUUUAUUAAUCUUUAAACUUUUUGGCCCUAAAUAAUGUGUAACGAUAUGAUAAAUCAGACGUUGAUUAAUAAAUGGGUAUGUUGCAAUAAUAUUUUAGUAAAUUAUGCAUUUACCCUAUCCGUAAAAUAAAACCGAACAGACAGUGUGCAUGGUGGUGUAGCGUUGACAUUAGUCUUAGUCAUGGUAUAAGCUUAUGACAUUAUUUUUCUUCAGAAAUGGUCAACCUUUGUUUUCAGUCAAUAGUCUUUUAAAAUCCUGCGAUUUAAGAUACAUAUUACAGAAACCUUGAAUAGAGCGAAUUAUAAACGUACAAAUGUAAACAAAUUAAAAGGUAAUUGUAUAAAACUAAAAGACAUCUGAAAUAACAUUAACGUCAUCAAUUCUAAACACAAACAUUCAUUUUAUAUAUGUGAAUCCUUCUUUUUGAACGGUUAGCGAUAAUAUGAUAAGCUUUGUCCUAGUUGUGUUAUAUGACCUGUUGGAGAAACAUUUUAUAAUUGUGAUCGCUGAUGAAAUGACAAAAAAAUACUCUUUUGAAUUUUGAUUAGAUACUUGUAUUUUUAACGUUAAACAUAUUUGUUACAAGACCUUGUGGUAUUUAAUACAAUAUGGAGAUAAAAGUUCAUACCGCACAGUUAAUAAUUUUGUCGUCGUUAAUUUCCUAUAAUUGAAAACAGUUGGUUAAAUUACAGAUAUAUAUAUGACACGUACGUACGUAUGUUUGCUUAAUGACGGCCCAUCAGCCCAUUAAGGUACAAAUAGCAGCUUUCGUUGUCGGACAUGUCACUAGUCAUGCCCUUUAAGAGUAAAUUUUGAAGCACAAAGUGGGGAUAAUUUACCUCCAUGCAAUUUCAACGGUCUAUUAUCCAAAGAUAUGAAUACUUAACCAAAAGUAUGUCACUGUAUGGCAGUCAAUGAGAACCUAAAUGUUCAGUAACCUGUGGUGGGUUUUGUCAGAUGCAAAACAACCCCCUUUAAAUGAAGGAAACUUUUUUUAAAUAUCGCAUGAUGUAAUUUUCAUGGUUCCACUAUAUUAAGUCUUCUCUACAAACUUGCCUCAUUAAAUUAAAUCAGACAGUAACUAUUGUACUUUACGGAGAUAGAGAUAAAAAGGUAUUCUUCCAUCUGAAGAAAAUGUAAAAUAAAAUGUAACAAAAUUUGAAUUCAACAAAGCAAGAAUUUAAAAUAGGGCCCGAAGUGUAAACCUGAUGUAUGUGUUUUUUAUUGACAACUCGCAAAAUAAAUCAUUCCACAGUAGUUCAUGUGUCUUAUUCAAAAGCAUACAAGACUCGAAUAAUGGCUGAUUUGUUAUACAUCCGAAAGAUGACAUUGGUACAAAUCAGUCACCAAAUCUUGUACUUAAACAUACAUAUAAACAUAUCAUACAUUUUGUCUAAAACGAUUUUUAUAUCGAAAUAAUUUUCUAAAAAUAGAUAAUGGUUCAUGGUAGAUAACAGCCCAGUUAAAAAUAGAAUGAUUAAAUCGCGUGUACAUCUUCUUUCAUCUUAAAAUGAUAAUAUGUUGACGUCAUAAUAUAACAGAUAUAGUUGUUUCGGUUUAAAAUUUACAAUUUUUACAAUUUUCUUUAACCUAUGUUUAAGCUUUUAAGAUAACAAUAGUAACUGUAAUUAAGUUUAAUUUCUAAAAUGUUGGUGUUUUGUUUUCUUUUUACAUUAUUGAGAUGAGCUUUUCACAAAAGAUACCACCGGAAUGGACUUUCAACCGUUUCCUUGAUAAAGUCGUUUGUAUUGUAGAUCAAAACCACGAAACGUUUUUGCGACUAAAAUGGAAACUUGAAGGUUCUUGCAUCUUGUUAGAUAAUUGUUUGCAAGACGCCAAAUCAGCCGACGACCUCUUCGAAAAGCUAAAGGACAAACGACUUUUGACCAGAUAUAAUAUUGACUUCCUACAUCACAUUUUACAUGAACUAGGGGAUGCAGAUAUGUUGAUGCAGUUAAUGGCAAACAAGAAACUCUUCAGCACGGAGAUAAAUUUUCAGAGUCCUACAGAAAAUGCACCAGAGAGAGGCUUUGAACAUAUCACAACAUUUACCCAAAAGGAAAAUGACAGCUCUUUCGACAUGGCGAUGCUGUAUGACUUUAAAGCGAAAUUUUCGUCAUUUCUUAUGGUACCAUUAGCAAAGAGCUUUAUCAUAGGGAUAGAACCUUAUGAUAGCGGUCAUAAAAUAACGUUUAAGACGCCUGAGAUGUAUGUUCAGGUUUUUGAAAAAUGGAUGAGUGAAAAAUCUUGCGAUGAGGUAUUGAAAAAUCUUCACAUAGUAAAAAUACAGACAAAAGACCAAACGUUCUCAUUUACAGGUCAGGAAGAAAAAAUGCCCGAAGAGGAAAGUCGAUUUAAAGCUAUAACGGCUUUAUACAACGACCUUCAAGAGCGGUCUAAAGAUUUAAAUCGUGCAGAAGAAUUGAUACAAGAACAGAUUGACCAACUUGGGAAAAUCGGAUGUUUACCGGAUCGUCUGCUGAAGUUACACACGAAAUCUGGGAUGUCUGUUACUUUAUGGAAAACUCUUGUAAAAACUCGGAACGGAAAACUGCCCUCUCAUUAUUUUCCGAUGCAAAAUCAUAUUGAACUUGAAAAAGAAUCCCUACAUUCUAAAAUAGUUAGAAUUUAUCCACAUAUUAAAGAACCAUUGUGCUGUAAAAACAACUAGAUAUGAUUUGAACUGUUGUCUUUACUUUAUGCCAGUUAACAUCUAUAGGUCGUUUUUUUAUGCAUUGUCUAAAAUAUAAUGAAGAGGAUAUUUGUGUGUUUGUUUGUGUGUAAGAUGAAAUUUUAUAUCAUCGAGUGAGCUUCAAACCAGUAUUCUCACGACUGGCGUAGCUUUUAAUGUUUACGAGAUGUAAUAAUUUAUCUUUUACAACAAACAAAUAAAUAUCCUCAAUAUAAUAAUUUGUAUGCUUAAAAACAAGUUUAGAUGGAAUUUCCUUGAUUAACUUUAAUAUUAAAAUCUGUUUUCCCCACUAGUAGCCUAUUUUAGUCGAAUUUCUCAUUAAGUACAAGAAGUCUUGAGCUGAAUAAUAAGUUCGAUAAUCAACGUUGUAUGGCAACGAUAUUCAUUUAUUUCAUUAAAAAAUAUGACAGGUAGCUUGUUUUUAUUUCUAAAAACAAGCAACUCUAGUUGAAGAAAAAGCCAUAUCAUCCGACCUUAUUUAUAUUAGACCAUGCAGGAUUUGUGUAAUAUCAGCGGCCGCCACUUUAAAAAGUUGUGUAUUUCACGGGAGGAAAAUAAUUGUGUUUGAUUCAGAGGUAUAUCAUUUGGAUUUGUUAGUCAUACAUCUUUUUAUACCAAAGAAAACUUAUUUGAGGAUUGUUGCUGAGAACAAUUAAGUGCUGACAGAUAUGUAAACAUUCAAAAAGCGGUUUUGAAAAAAGAGAACAUGGAAUUGUGAAAAACUGCCUUACGAGCGCUUGAUUGUUUACUUAUUCUUCGACCUGAUGGCUGUCAUUGCUUUUUAAGUUUUUAUUUUGCAUUAGGCAAACAUUGAUUACUUGUAAGAUAUUUAAAUAUGCCCAAUUGAUAUCAAAAGCAGUUUGAAUGUGGAAAGAAUUUUAUUUUUCAGACUGUAAAAAAAUAAAUAAAUAAAUUUAGAGACGAAAUUUGGUGAUUGGUAAUUUGAAAGAUAGUUUUCUUCUUUUUAAUACUUUUGAAAUUUAACUUAUUUAUUAAUUUCAGCUUUGCUUUUCUCUAAACAGCCCUGGCAAUGUCAGAAUUGUCAGCAAAAAUAAAAUCGAGGUACCACAUGGAGGAAAUCUUUAAAAUAGUAGUCUCGUCAUUGAAAAGUGUGAAAUUGUAUUUUAAUAAUGUUCACUGUGAAAUUAUCAAAU